GCGCCGUCUUAGAAACCGCGCUGUUCGCGACGAGCAAGACGCACAACACACAACACAACACCCUCUUCCUCCCUUGUCCUCAAGCGAGCACAUCAUCACGCUGACGCUGACGCUGACGACGACGAGGAGCAUGGCGACGCUGGCCAAGGCCAAGAAGGAGAAUGCCCGGCUGCGGGCAUCCACGAAGAAGGCCGUCCAAGACCGGCGGGCCAAAUUCAAAGGUGAAACUGUGCCGGAUGUGAGCAACGACUUGGCGCCAUACACACAGCUGCCAGUUCAGGAGGAAGUGAUUGCCUCGAAGGAAGUCACUUACGAUGAAGGCUGGACGUACAAGACACGCCGCACCAGCUUCGCUCCCAUCGAGCCGCACCAGGCACUGCAGCUGGAAGAAGAUAACCCAGAUACAUACUCGCCGCCAGUGGCACGGCGUCGAGCGUCCAUGCGACGAAUGUCCAUGCAACGCACCACCAGCCCGGCACACCGAAGCCGCAGCCAAUCACCACGAAGGCCACCAGCGCAGACUAUAUUGGAGAAUGAGUCAUUCCCAGUUGAGUCGAGGUUUGCCGUGUGGUGCAAGGCCAACCUCAAACCCGUCCUGGACUCCCUCACGCUCGAAGACAAACACACGUCCGGGCAGCUGCCGGUCGACAAGGUCGUCACCACCAUCCUCGCCCUCAGCCCGCCGCUCACAGAAGCGGAGGUGCGGAGUUGCGUUGAUGGGGAGCACGCGGCGGAGGGCAGCGUUGUCCGUGAAGGUGUCCUCGACUACGACAAGUGGAUUCACCACCAAAAAGUACUUGCUGUGAAAGAGGAGAACCGCGUUCGUCGCACGUCCCUCCCCACCAUCCCCAUCCACCUCCCAAACCUUCCCAAGCACGCGCCAACAGUCGUGGACUUUGUCACCCUGCCGAAAGUCAGGGAGCAAGUCAAGUCGACACAGCAGAAGAUGGAGGAGAAGAAAGCAAAGGAAGAGAUGAAGCGAACAAUCGCUCAACUCGAACGCGUCGCUUUCCACAAGGUCAAGUCAAAGCCAAGCCGAGAGAAGCUUGAGCAAGCGUACGUCACAUACAGCGGCAACCCACGCAAGGCGCGCAGAGCCCUGCAGAAGUACAAGCAAACGCGCACAUCCCCAAAGAAAUCGCCGAGCAAGUCGCCGACAAAGAGCAGAACACGCAACGGCACCAGCACCAACGGUGAUGGUGGUGGUACCAACGUGAACGGAAGCCACUCCCCUUUGGCGAACACCCGCGGGCGAUCAGGGCAGCGGGACCAAGACUUGCAGCAGGAGCAUGGUGAUGAUGCCAGUGGUCGUGCGGGGGAUGAUGCAAAGGUAGUGACUGAAAACGGUGCUGGUGGGAAGGAUGGCGGAGAUGCACAAGCGCAAGCAUCUCAGGAGCAGUGAGUUCAACCGAUGGUGUCUGUGCCUGUGUUUGUGUGUGUGUCUGUGUGUCUGUGUGUCUGUGUCUGUGUCUGUGUCUGUCUGUCUAUGUCUCGUACAUUUUCUCUGUUCCCUUCUUUUCUUCUUCUCCUCUUGUCCUCUUCUCUCUUCUAAGUUACCUGCAUCGCUUUGAAUGUGUGUGUGCGUUCUGUGUGCUUGUGUGGCGUCCGGCUUGGCUGUUGCGUGACACUUGCUGUGAUACUUGGCUUUGACAGUGUGUGCGAAGCGUGUAUUGUCGUGUACGCAAAUUGGAGCCCAGUGUCGUGUGUGGUGAUGACAACAAAGCAGAAGGAGCAACACCCUCUUGUGCAAUGAACGAAAACAACGUGCAG
Salpingoeca rosetta is the source of this 1770-nucleotide messenger RNA. RefSeq lists its product as uncharacterized. The transcript is spliced from 9 exons. Bases 131 to 1402 code for a protein of 423 amino acids. The record is from RefSeq and is a predicted model, not a curated record. Lineage: Eukaryota; Choanoflagellata; Craspedida; Salpingoecidae.